Molecule: messenger RNA, 1300 nt
Organism: Drosophila pseudoobscura
Lineage: Eukaryota; Metazoa; Arthropoda; Insecta; Diptera; Drosophilidae
Product: asparagine--tRNA ligase, cytoplasmic-like
Exons: 1
Biological process (GO): asparaginyl-tRNA aminoacylation
Cellular component (GO): cytoplasm
Molecular function (GO): ATP binding; asparagine-tRNA ligase activity
Source: RefSeq, a predicted model, not a curated record
UGUGUGCUCACUGAUUUGCUGUGCCAAACGUACCAAGGCCUGGUUCUGAGUACCGAGAGUUCCGUGGUACUCUAUGGCAUACUGAAAGCGGUGCCUUCGGGGAAGAUCGCACCCGGUGGCCAUGAGCUGCAUGUGGACUACUGGGAGCUGAUUGGUCUGGCUCCUCCAGGUGGAGCCGAUGCAAUUCUCAACGAGGAGGCUCUUCCCGACGUGCAGCUGGACAACAGGCACAUUAUGAUUCGGGGCGAGAACACCUCCAAGGUGCUCAAGAUGCGAUCCGUCGUGAUGCAAGCCUUCCGUGACCACUACUUUGAUCGCGGAUACAACGAGGUGACGCCUCCCACACUGGUACAGACACAAGUAGAGGGCGGCUCCACUCUUUUCAAGAUGCAGUUCUUUGGCGAGGAGGCCUUCCUCACCCAGAGCUCGCAGCUGUACUUGGAAACCUGUCUGCCCGCCCUGGGCGAUGUCUUUACUAUUGCCCAGAGCUAUCGGGCCGAGCAGAGUCGCACGCGCCGACACUUGGCGGAGUACACCCACGUUGAGGCAGAGUGUCCAUUCAUUAGCUACGACGAUCUGUUAGAUCGCCUCGAGGACUUGGUCUGCGAUGUUGUGGAUCGGGUGCUGAAGUCGCCAUAUGGCCACCUGGUCAUGGAGCUCAACCCGGAUUUCAAACCACCGAAGAAGCCAUUCCGUCGCAUGGACUACGCGGCCGCUAUCGAAUGGCUGAAGAAAAACAACGUGACCAAAGAUGAUGGCACCUUCUACGAGUUUGGCGAGGACAUACCCGAGGCCCCCGAGCGCAAGAUGACCGACACUAUCAACGAACCCAUUCUACUCUGUCGCUUCCCCGUGGCCAUCAAAUCAUUCUACAUGUCCCGCUGCCCGGAGGACAAGCGGCUGACCGAGAGUGUGGAUGUCUUGCUGCCAAACGUGGGUGAGAUUGUCGGCGGCUCGAUGAGGAUUUGGGACAGCGAGGAAUUGUUGAACGGCUAUAAGCGCGAGGGCAUCGAUCCGACUCCCUACUAUUGGUACACCGAUCAAAGGAUCUACGGAACAAUACCUCAUGGCGGCUAUGUUCUUGGCCUGGAGCGUUUCCUCUGCUGGCUGCUUAACCGCUAUCACAUUCGGGAGGUGUGUCUUUAUCCACGCUUCCUCGACAGAUGCAGGCCCUAGUUCCGAAAAUGCACAUAUGUAUGCAUCAUCGCAAUUCAGUGAACAUACAUACAUAUUUAUACAUCAACAUACAUUUGUAUAUAAUGAAAAAUAAAUAUUCUGAGUGUUAAUAUUUCUCAACGCA